AUGGGACCGGGGGUUGGCUUGGAGGUGGGACCGAAAGUUGGCCUGGAGGUUGGCGUGGAGGUGGGACCAGAGGUUGGCUUGGAGGUGGGACCGGAGGUUGCCCCGGAGGUGGGACCGGGUGUUGCCCCGGAGGUGGAACCGGGGGUUGGCUUGGAGGUGGGACCGGAGGUUGCCCCGGAGGUGGGACCGGGUGUUGCCCCGGAGGUGGAACCGGGGGUUGGCUUGGAGGUGGGACCGGAGGUUGCCUUGGAGGUGGGACCGGGGGUUGGCCUGGAGGUGGGACCGAGGGUUGCCCUGGCGAUGGGACCGGGGGUUGGCCCAGAGGUGGGACCGGGGGUUGCCCCGGAGGUUUGCCUGGAGGUGCAACCGGAGGUGGGAUCGGGGGUUGCCCUGGCUGUGGGACCGGGGGUUGGCUUGGAGGUGGGACUGGGGGUUGGCCCGGAGGUGGGACCAUGGGUUGGCCCGGAAGUGGGACCGGGGGUUGCCCCGGAGAGGUGGAACUGGGGGUUGGCUUGGAGGUGGGACCGGAGGAUGCCCCGGAGGUGGGACCGGAGGAUGCCCCGGAGGUGGGACUGA
Ipomoea nil (Japanese morning glory) is the source of this 576-nucleotide messenger RNA. RefSeq lists its product as uncharacterized. The transcript has 2 exons. The coding region runs from base 1 to 576 and encodes 191 amino acids. NCBI's taxonomy places the organism in Eukaryota, Viridiplantae, Streptophyta, Magnoliopsida, Solanales, Convolvulaceae. The record is from RefSeq and is a predicted model, not a curated record.